CGUGUCAUAAUGGUGAGAUUUCCGACGGUCGUGAAGGCACCAGAGCUGCUCCCGCUGCAGGUCUCCGGUGCUUUCUGCUUACCAAAGCGCACUGAGUUCCGCUCCGUCUGGCCAAUAGUGUCGCGCUUUGCUUCAGCACCAUUGCAGUGGAGAGACCAUACGGAGGUGCUGCUCACGGAGAGAGGGAUCAUUUGGAGGAAAGAUACUCGACCCUGGGUGACCGCUCCGGGCUAAUAUCACCCCUGCUCUCCCGAUACAAUCCCCGGGGUGACAUUGCCAUAAGCAGCUUCAAGUCCUGGUGACCCUCAGUGACUGACAGAUGUGUCACACUGUGGAGAACCAUUUGCCUCUCCCAGUGGAGAUCUGAGUUCUGGGAAACUGAGGCAACCAAGGGGGGGUCUCUGAAGAAGAUGCUGGGUUCAGAGCGCGGUGUUGUCGAAGAAUGGCUCUCAGAAUUCAAGUCCUUACCAGAAAAUCACAUCCCCAGCUACGCAGGCAGCCUUCAUUUGAAGAAGUCCCUGGUGCCAGCUCUCUACAGAGUCAUCCAAGACCCCAACAAUGAGCUGCUGGAGCCUGUGUGCCACCAGCUGUUCGAGCUGUACCGGAGCUCUGAAGACCGCCUGCGACGCUUCACCCUCCAGUUCCUGCCCGAGCUGGUGUGGGUAUAUCUGCGCAUCACUGCCAGCAGGGAUCGUCAGAGUAAUGGCUGCAUCGAAGCCCUCCUCCUGGGCAUCUAUAACCUGGAGAUUGUGGAUAAAGAUGGCAACAGCAAGCUCCUCUCCUUCACAAUCCCAUCCUUGUCCAAACCUUCUAUAUAUCACGAGCCUUCAAGCCUGGGGUCAAUGGCACUGACGGAGGGGGCGCUCUGUCAGCACGACCUGAUCAGAGUGGUGUACAGUGGCCUCCACCCUCAGAGAGAGACCUUCACUGCACAGAACAGGUUUGAAGUGCUGUGCUUCCUCAUGCUCUGCUACAACUCCUCUGUGGUCUACAUGCCCCUUUCUUCCUACCAGUCGGUGUGCAGAAUGAGCUCACGGCUGUGUGUAUGUGGCUUCCCCCGGCAGCAGCAGAAGCUUUGGAGGGAACCGUGCAACCGCGUGCUGCUGGAUCCCGAGUUCAUGGUGCAAAUGUUGACUGCAGUUUAUCAUGCCAUAUACAAUGGGGAGUGGGAGAUGGGGCGGGAAGCUUUGGAGGACAUUCUGUACAGAGCCCAGCUGGAGCUUUACUCCCAACCUCUACUGUUGGGGAAUGCGAUGAAGAACUCCCUGCCAGACAGCGCCCCCGAUGAGCCGCGAGGCCGUAAGGUGCUCCAGGUGGAGGUGACGCCCACCAUUAGCCGCAUCUCCAUCUCAGCUAUCACCACCGCCUCCAUACGGCGCCACCGCUGGAAGAGAGAGGAUUGUUUUGACUACUCAAGCGAUGCAGAGUUGAGCCUCACCGUCAAUCCUCCUAGCCUCGCCCAGCGUCACCACAAUCCCUGGGAGCCUGCAGCCAAAGAGGAGCGAGGAGGGCGGGCUCACAGCCAGCACAGCAGCAGCAGCAGCAUCAUUCCCCCCAUCACACUCGAGGAUGCUGAUGGUAUGAGUGGCGGGGAGGAUUCCUUCAACGUGAACGACCCAGACGAGGGCUUCUCCUCCGGGGCGUCGAACAGCAGCCAACCCAGCGGCACCAAGGCCGGCAGCGGCAGCGUGGGGCCGAGGGGCGGCAGCCUGAACAGCAGCAGCAGCAGCAUCAAGAAGGCCAUCACCGCCCGGCUGUCCAGGGAGAAGGACAAGGAGAGGGAGCGAGAGAGAGAGGCGGGGAAACAGGCGGAAUUGGCGGCAGAACACCAGGCAGCAGUGAGGAGGCACCACCAGAGACGUCAGUCGCCCCCAGCCAGCAUCGACCUGGAUGCCAUCCAGCUGAGCCCCAUAAAGAAACACCUGAGCUUCCCUGCAGGGCCCACGCUGGUGCGGACUGGCAGCACCUCCUCUAGCAAGUCUUUUGACUGCAUGAAUUUCAACCUAAACGGAGGCGGCGGCGUGGAGCGGGAGGAGGCGGCGGGGGGUUCUGACAAGGAGGGGGGGCUUCCAACGGGCGGGUCCCACCGCCACUCCACCAUCAGUCUGCAGGAGGAGCACCUCAUCAGGCCAGAGGAGGCUCAGGACCUCCUGUCGCCUGGAGCUCCUCUCACCAAGCAGUCCCGCUCCCCCAGCUUCAACAUGCAGAUCAUAUCACAGGUCUAACAUGUAAUGCAGGGCAUCGUAGACACACACACACACACACUUACACGCACUCACACACACAGAGACACACAAAUACCUACUCGUAACAUCCUUGCGCAGUUUUACUCUGCGACUCUUUACAACCCUUCUGUAACAACUUUUGUCUACCUAUCUGUGUUGGUGAGUGUGAGUGUAGAGGACUUUGUCACCAUCCUCAGAUAUCCGUGGUUGCGUCUCCAACCUUUUUACAUCCAUCAACAUCACUAUCCUUACCUGCAGUGGUUGCUGGUGGAUAGUGUUGCUGAAAACACAACAGGUGAAAAGUAAAAAGUAAAAUGCGACUGCCCACUGCUGUAACUGCAGUCGAGUGUAAGAGUCCAGCAUGUCACUGCAUCCUCCCUCCUGACCAAGCUGAGCAUUCCACACACACUCUCCUCUAGAAGGAGAAGACGAAGAUUGGUAAAACCUAGUAAGGAUGCCACGCUAGCUGUAGGGGAUAAAUGACAUUUCAGAAUUUUUUGAGUUUCUGACUGAAUCAGUCAAAAUGAAUCAGCAAUAACACUUACCGUCACUCAUGCAGAGAAGAGUGAGGAUUAUUGCUCUUUCUCUCAUUCCUUCCCUUUCAUUCCCGGGCUCACGUGCAAUCGUUCUUGCUGAUUAUCUUCCUUUUUAUUAAUAAAUUAGGCAUAAAUCAUUUUAUGACUAAAAAAUUCUUUAAAUGUGUUGUUUUUUUUUUUAAAUUACAAUCCAAAGAAAGUAGCACAUUUUUUUGUUUUUCUCGUGAUUUUCAGUGAUCUUUGCAGGAAAAUACAAGUGAUUUCGCUACUUUACAGCCCAAGGUCUUUAUUUUAUUCUAUAAUCUUGUUCGAGCUUUUAAGAUUGUUGUAAAACCAAACUAGAAUGUGGUCAGGGUUUGUCUUGAGCUCUGCCCCAAGCUUUUAACUGGACAAAUCUGGAUUAAAAAAAAAUACUACUGUGCAGCUACAAGUGGAAUGAGAUUUAACUUGUGACUUGAUUUGAAAUCUGCAGCUGAAUCUUUUCGGGGAACUGCGUUCAUAUAUUGUAGUCGGUGCAGGUUUGUGUCUGAAGGCGAUGACUGUAUUUUGUACCGGAUUGUUGUGACGGUUCAAACCAUUUAAUGGGUCCUUCCAUCUGAAAGCACUUGUUGGUGUGUUGGUCUGUGUUGAGGCUUCGGCUUGCGUGCAGUUUUCUUUCCCGAGCUGAUGAGUUUGCGCCCUCGGAGGCUCGCACCGGCUGCUACGCGUCAGAGGCCGCGCCGGCGAUAUCGUCUCAUGUUCUGUGCUGUGAUUGGACGGUCAUGAAACAUUAUGUUCUACCUCAUUGUGUGUUCACCUGCCACUCAGACACCUGUCUCCCAAAAGCAGACGUGGGGAUUGAAGGAACAAAACAAAACACCAUUUUUAGGUUUUGAACUAAAAAUUUUGGGGGAUGAUAGUGGGGAUCAAAACGGUUUCACACUGCGACUCUAAAGACACUGUAAAAUCUGUGCGUUAAUGAAAUGAGGAGUUUUGACUGAAUAUCUUGGCCUUGUAUUUGCGUUCAAUCCCAUCGUGCACAAAAUUAAGCUGCAAAACAAGACUGCGCUUGUCUUCAGGUAGUUCCUUUUUCUUUGUAUAUCAAAUAACCACAUUGGAAUUAAUCGGGUUAUUUAAUUCCCUUGAAUGUCCUGCUCAUUUCUACGUUGAUUUUUUUUUUUUUUAAGUGCAAUUUACUUUGUCUCCUCAUGUGCAUGGAUCUUCUUCUGCUGUUAAAUGCCUGCAACUGCGCACAGUGCUGUAGCUAGCCUUCUAGCGUGCUCCCUGCCCAGGCUGAGUGAUGUGAACACGGCGUGCUCGUCUGCAUGUUUAGUGCCCUGCAAAGCACUGCUGUUUCCAAUGAAACGGCCAGCAAGCCAAACCCAAGUCUCAUCCUUGUCUUUUGCCAGAUGUGCCAAUACACAUCCUCUCCUUAAGGACAUUACUUUCUGCUUAGGUGUCUUACGUUUUAAGAAAAUUGCCUAUUUUUUUGUUUACUGGUCUUACUUUAAAAGAUAAGGGAUAAAAGGGAUGUUUAGACAUGUGGCUCAAUAUGCCAUUAGAUGCAGCUUCACUUUUUUUUUUUUUUUUUUUUUGUCUUUUCAUUUAUCAACAGUGUGUACAGCACUACUCACACAGUCAUUUUUAAGCUUUGCUGUUUUCACGUGAAAAAAAAAAGCAUUAUAUUACGCGUCUGUGUAGAUGUCAGCCGUCGUAUCACAUUUCCGCGUCACGUGCUUGUUCAAAACGAGUAUGAAUGAUUAAUGUAUAUAGAAGUCAGUUCAGUCUGCAGUGAAAAUCCCACACACACUCACGCUCCCACUGUGCUGGAAAACCUCACAGCUGCUGCUCCUGAUCCCGAGUGAGUCCUGUGUGCGCUUUAGCCUUAAAACAUUUCGGGUCAAAAAAAAUUAAGAAAAAAAAAAAGAUGCUCAUACGCUCCUCCUCUUCCUCCUCUGCUGAACUGAUUUAAAGUGAGGAGUGCAGCUACAGUUCACUCUCACCUGGUCUGUCUACGUCAUCCCUGUGCUGUGUGGAUCACCGUGAGACGUGUUAACCCAUUUUGCUGUAUUUUGCUGUGAGUUGAGUGGCACCUUUUUGCUGUAUAAAACUGGUGACGUGUUCAUGUCAUUAAUAUGAGUGCCCCCUGACCAAGUAUACCAGCACCAUGUUGGUACUGUAUGUUGAUUUUUUUUUUUUGUUUUUUUUUAAAGAGUAACGGAUAAAACAAAUAUCCUUCAGUGUCUGGUGUUAUUUGCAUGUGACCAGGGUCGGAAAUGAACACCAGUCAGCAAAUGUCAACAAUAAAGCGUCUCCUCAGAGGUCUUUUGAAUAUGUCCAAACCGAACUGAUAUCUGGCUGAAUAUAGGAACGAAUAGUCGUAACUGGCGGUUCAUUUCCUGCCCUGCAUGUAAUAACUGUGGGCUUUGUUUUCAUACAGUAUAAUGCACUUUAAUCCAUCCACCUCUCUCCUCAAGAUAGUUAUCGAAAUGAUAUAUAUAGAUGUGCAAAUGUGUAUUCACUGCAGGGUUUUAGUCUCUUUAAAGUAGUACUUAUAUGUGAUGUCACACAAACACAAUGCUAUUUUUUUUAAGUCUAAGGGUACAGCAAUUUUUUUUUUUUCCUUUUUUUUUUUC
Molecule: messenger RNA, 5376 nt
Organism: Sphaeramia orbicularis (orbiculate cardinalfish)
Lineage: Eukaryota; Metazoa; Chordata; Actinopteri; Kurtiformes; Apogonidae
Product: protein FAM126B
Exons: 13
Coding region: 411-2225 (604 amino acids)
Biological process (GO): protein localization to plasma membrane; phosphatidylinositol phosphate biosynthetic process
Cellular component (GO): plasma membrane
Source: RefSeq, a predicted model, not a curated record